AUGAACAACAUGUUCCUUGGUGUAUCAGGUAGUGAUGGAUUCCCCAGUGUGUCUAAAGUGGUAGAGAGUUCACUGGUUCUGUCACGAUACACAAACCACAGCACCGCCAUUGGUCACUGGCUUCUUUUCCCCAAAUUAACCUUCUCCUGUGAUUGCUCACUAACUGGUUGGACCUUCAUUGUAUCGGGAGCAAAUCGUGAAUCCACAAACAGUUUGGAUCAUCUUCUUCAGUUCCAAAUUUGGCGAAGACUCUCAAACAUCAUACUAACACAGGUGUCCAGUAUUCAAAUUUCAAAGUCCAACAUCAGUCGUGUGUUACAGACAAAUGAGAAGAUGGGGAUGUCCCUGGUGGAAAUUGACCUUAACGAGCCAAUACAGGUAGAAGAAGGAGACAUGUUUGGAGUGUUUCAGCCGAGUUCCAGCAGAAGCGAGCUUGUUCUCCAGUUUCAGAGCGAGUUGGCCCCUGCUCAUUAUGUUCGUCUCACCAACACACCGUCCGUCAGUUACUCUCUGAGAGGAUCACUCGUUAACUAUGACUACCCCCUCAUUUCCAUCAAAUAUGGUUGCAAGAAAGAAUGUAUGAAUGGAUUCAGCACUGCAGAUAGUUUGAAGCAGUUCUUCAGGAUUAAUGCGAACACACGUCUUGUUAAUUAUCCGGGACACGACAGGGUUUUCCCCGCACUCAACUUCACCUGUGACACGUCAAUUACUGCAAUCAAACUCGGGGCGAGAGUGGUGUUUGGAAACAGCUGGCCACAGGUGGAGAUAUGGAGAUACAGUACCAGUGACGUAGUCUCACGGACAGACACGAUAGUUAUUUCGAAUUCUAGUGUUACUACUAGCCCUGGAGUAUACGAAUACACGCUGCCGAGCCCCCUACCAAUUACUACUAACGAUGUCAUUGCUCUGUAUGAGCCAACAGAGAGUCGACUGGAUGUGUUCAGUGAGAUGAACUCGGGAAUGUUCCCCCACAUUGAUCCUGGUUGUACUGAUGGGUUUGUAUCCCUAAAUGAUCUGAGGAGUAAGUCCCUUCCAUUAGCAUUCACCACUGACUUCAACACACUCAACAUCGUACCGAGUCUGAAAUUCUCCAAAAGUGGGAAUAUCUCGAAAUUUGUGUUUGGUGGACAUUUCUUGAGUAUGACUAACAGCCGUCAACUAUAUCCCGAGAUACAGGUGUGGAGACUGUGUAAUAAUGAAAGUGACCCUCAAUCAAACACAGAUAAUUACAUCAGAGUAACUUCGAUUGGAAACGAGACAGCACCGACAUAUUCGGGAAGAAUCAAUGUGUAUGAAUUUAUUUUUGACACACCAUUCAGUGUUCAAGAAGGGGAUGUGUUGGGAUAUUACCAGCCCCCAUCGUCAAGCAGUUUAAUGGGAUUAGUGGCUGUGGACGAUGGAAGAACAGAUAGCUACUAUCUCUUUGGACAGAAUCCCAGUGAAGUAACUCUGUCCAGCAGAGCUGUGGGGAAAUCUACAAGAACCCCUCUCAUUAGUUUUGAAUAUGAUUCCUUCGAGAAACCUACAACAGAUAGCAGUGAGCCACCCACACUAGACAAGGAUGGGGAUGGCAAUACACCAGCGGUAAUUAUAGGGGCAGUGGUUGGAGUUGUGGCAGUGGGGUUGCUGGUAGCAGUGGUACUGGUUGUGGUCGUGUGUCUGGUUGUGAGAGUGAGAAGAAGGGACGGAGGCAAGAUAACUGACACCAGUCGCGGAAACAACAACAUACACAACCCCACCUACACA
Messenger RNA from Geodia barretti, 1746 nucleotides. Lineage: Eukaryota; Metazoa; Porifera; Demospongiae; Tetractinellida; Geodiidae. The record is from the annotation of a GenBank genome assembly.